UAAAAGUAAAAGUAGACUUCUCUUCCGGUAAUUGUAAAAAGCACGGCGAUGAAAUGGUUCCUUUAAGAUUAUCUAGAUAUUUUAAUCCAGCUGUUUGUGAUUUUGGUGUUUUUUCGUGCCUUACUCGACAACAAAUACUUCCUAAUCAUCUUGGAUAUUUGUCAACAUCAGCUAGUGUAUUAUCAAAUGAUAAUAAAGAUUUUAAACCAAACCCAGUAUUUAUCAAUAGAAACCCAAGGUGUUUAGAACAGACAGCAAUAGCUCCCAAAAGACAGGGUUGGACUUUACAAUACCCGACUAAAAACUAUUAUUAUAAAUUAAAAUUUGAGGUAACCCACAGGCAUACUACAGCUGAAGUAGAACAUAAUACAGAAGUAGUAGUAGUAUCAGCAUCUACCAAAGAAUGGGCAAUUAAACAAGGCCUUUACAGCACAUUAGAUAUAUCAGCAGCAAAGAAUAUUGGUCGAAUAUUGGCUGAUAGAUGUCUUCAGGCGGGUAUUACUCGAGUUUUUUAUGAUGAAAAGUCUGAAGAUAUAAAUUCAGAGAAGAUGCAAGUAUUUCUAAAGGCUUUACGAGAUGGACAGUUAGUACUGGAAGAACUAGACUAUGUAGCUCCAGCAUUCAAGCCAGGAAUAGAUUAUAGAAAGCCUAAUCGUGUUGGCGAGAAGAAAAAAUGGCAGGAUGAUUAUCAAAUAGAAUAAAAUAUAUGUGAUUAUUUAA
This is a messenger RNA of Patella vulgata (common limpet), 720 nucleotides long. Its product is annotated as 39S ribosomal protein L18, mitochondrial. The transcript has 6 exons. Lineage: Eukaryota; Metazoa; Mollusca; Gastropoda; Patellidae. Gene Ontology annotation, molecular function: structural constituent of ribosome; 5S rRNA binding. Bases 54 to 701 code for a protein of 215 amino acids. The record is from RefSeq and is a predicted model, not a curated record. Gene Ontology annotation, biological process: translation. Gene Ontology annotation, cellular component: mitochondrion; ribosome.